Molecule: messenger RNA, 555 nt
Organism: Protopolystoma xenopodis
Lineage: Eukaryota; Metazoa; Platyhelminthes; Monogenea; Polystomatidea; Polystomatidae
Source: the annotation of a GenBank genome assembly
AUGCUGAAGCGGAAGUCAAGUGACCUGAAGGUCUCCAAAGAGAAACUCGUGCUCAGCAUCAAUGUGCUCCUCUCACGAAUAGGCGGCCUGUGCUCGCUCAGCAUCGGUCUCACAAUGGCGGUGUUUGUCGAGCUGAUCGAGUUCAUCUACCUGCUUUUCUUUCAAUGUCGAGAUCACAGAAAGCAACGUUCGCACCAAACAUCAGUUUCCCUUAGCAACGAGCCCAUCUUAUGUCCGUACGUGAAGAAGAAGUCCAGCACUGCUUCGAGCAAAAACUUUCCUCAAGCCCAUCCUCUCAUCGGCCCCAAAUAUCAAGUCGAUGCGUCAAAGUAUGAUGCCGCAACUCGAACAGCGAAGGAAGAUACCAGCACAAAUGGGCCAAUCGGUGAGUUUGAGCCUCGGGACAGGUCCCACCAGCAACUCAAACAAGAGGAUUUGAACGGCGACAAGUGGUGCUCUCCGACAAAGCACAAUCAAGCCAGCCUCAAAGGACAGAGAAGCAAAGUAAGCUCAGCUUCUGUGAAGAAUCUGGGAGGAAUGCAAGCCAAGUUGUAG